Molecule: messenger RNA, 759 nt
Organism: Jaminaea rosea
Lineage: Eukaryota; Fungi; Basidiomycota; Exobasidiomycetes; Microstromatales
Exons: 2
Source: RefSeq, a predicted model, not a curated record
GUCAUCACGUCCUAUCCCCCAUCCCUCGUCACAUUCUCCCGCCCCUUUGCCCGCUUCGGCCUCUUCCCCGUCGGCGGGCGCAGUACAGCCAUACGACUCACUCAACCGCCCAACAGCGGCUCACUCUGGGUACUGGCCUCUACGCCCCUCGACGAUCCCACACGCGCCAAGAUUACCGAAAUGGGCGGCGAGGUGAAAUGGGUCGUGGCUGCGGAUAAUGUGCAUCACCUCUACGUCAGGGAGUGGAUGGAUGCGUACCCGCAGGCAAAGGCCAUUGGAGUCGAGGGACUCGACGCUAAGAGGAAGGACGUGAAAUGGGAGGGGCUUUACGGGCGCAAGGGGGAUGAGGGGAAGCGCUACGGGUUUGAAGAGGAGAUUGAGGCGCGAUAUUUUCCCACGUUUGCGAAUAAAGAUGUCGCCUUCCACCAUCGCUCCUCCUCAACCCUCAUCGUAGCAGACCUCCUCUUCAACCUCCCCGCAACCGAACAGCAUCUCGGCACCUCGUCGGGCAAGCCUUCAUCCCCCGUCCCCUUCCUGGCAUCCUUUGCAAAAUUCCUCCAGCCACAUCGCUCCCUCCAUGCGGGCUUCCUCUGGAUGGCGGGGGCAGCUGCUGGAGAGGGAGGUGCAAAGGAGAGGAGAAAGCAAUUCGCUAUGGAUGCAGAGGUUGUGGCUGGGUGGAGGGCGAGGAGGAUCGUGCCCUGUCACGGGGAUGUCAUCAACGAGCAGGGGUAUGAGACCUUCCUCGCUGCUUUCAAGAAG